Messenger RNA from Fusarium sp. VM40, 552 nucleotides. NCBI's taxonomy places the organism in Eukaryota, Fungi, Ascomycota, Sordariomycetes, Hypocreales, Nectriaceae. The record is from the annotation of a GenBank genome assembly.
AUGGUCGGCUCUAUCCUCCGCCAGUUCUUCUCCCCGGCGACCCGUCGUCCCCUCGCAGCGGCCCUCACAACACAACCACCGAGCCGACUCCUACAGCCAUCCCUCCGAACAUUCACAACCUCAGCGCCCCGUGCUUUCGCCCCGACGACCGCUCGCCCCGCGACGCUGAACCAGGUACUCCGUGGUAUCCGAAAGGGCAAGCGCGCUCGCCACGCUGUCUCCCCUGCUCUGUCCAACACCAAUUGCCCAGCUCUCAAGGGCGUGUGUCUCCGAGUCGGUGUCGUUCGUCCCAAGAAGCCCAACUCUGGUGAGCGAAAGACUGCUCGUGUCAAGCUCUCUACCGGAGCUGUUAUUACAGCUUAUAUCCCCGGUGAGGGACACAAUAUCCAGCAGCACAGUGUCGUCUUAGUGAGAGGUGGUCGUGCGCAAGAUUGUCCUGGUGUGAGAUACCAUCUUAUUCGAGGAGCUCUUGAUUUGGGUGGUGUUGCAAGCCGAACAACAAGUCGAAGCAAGUACGGUACCAAGAAGCCCAAGAAGGCCACUGUUGGUUAA